Messenger RNA from Aspergillus pseudotamarii, 466 nucleotides. RefSeq lists its product as uncharacterized. NCBI's taxonomy places the organism in Eukaryota, Fungi, Ascomycota, Eurotiomycetes, Eurotiales, Aspergillaceae. The coding region runs from base 219 to 380 and encodes 53 amino acids. The record is from RefSeq and is a predicted model, not a curated record. The transcript has a single exon.
GAAACCAAGCCAAACCAAGCAAACACCCCCUUCGAACUAUUGGCCUCCAGUGGCACCCAAAGAAUCUGCGACACAAGCGUCCCUCACCAACUCGAUUGUUAUCCACCUGCGCCAAACUGGUGGAAACAAUAGUCCCCUUCCUGUUCCAGGAAAGCUGUUUGUAACUUAUCUCCGAGGGAGUGCUGUGCUCCUUCCCCUCAUGGCCCUUGCAACUGCUCAUGGGCAUGUAUGUAUGUAUGUACUACGAGUCCAUCUACCUAGUACCUGGGAGCGGACUGGCUGACAUGGAGACUAUUUUCUUUUUCUCUCUUUAUAUUGACAACCCGGGAACUAUAUCAUUUGCGAUCUAUUCUAUUUCCUUUUAUUUCAUACAGAUGUGAUGGGUCACAUUUCUUCCACGUUCUUUUGACCUUUGUUUUUGUCCAGUUCCAUAGCUUUUGACCUUUUCCGGUUUAUCUUCUUCACC